Acomys russatus (golden spiny mouse) is the source of this 2081-nucleotide messenger RNA. It is a transcript of the gene C3H6orf62, whose product is annotated as chromosome 3 C6orf62 homolog. The record is from RefSeq and is a predicted model, not a curated record. The transcript has 5 exons. The coding region runs from base 1370 to 2059 and encodes 229 amino acids. NCBI's taxonomy places the organism in Eukaryota, Metazoa, Chordata, Mammalia, Rodentia, Muridae.
GGGUGGGCUUCCUUUAAGAAGUAAUUAUUAACACGAUUAUUUUCUUCUUCUCCCUUCCCAACUGAUCCUUCCCACUUAACUUUGUUCCCGCCUCCUCUACCCGGGCGGGAAUUGUUUCCACGGUUGAAAUGAGUGAGAACCCGAGUGAUCCAGUGUCUCCCGUGGUGCGAGUGAGUCGCUGCCGCUGAAGGCGAGGGGUGGGGGUGGGACCUGGGGGUCGUAGGCAGGUGAUCCCCGGGCCCGGCCUGGGACGUGGGAGAACCCGCCACCUUCGCCUCAGACAUGCUCACACGAAGAUAAUCGAACUCCCCACCAUCCCGAACCUGAACGGGGUCAGAUCUAUACGAAGGGCUCCCCGGGGAAUGUAGAACCCACCGCAGGGCUGAGGGUGCUUGGAUCCCGGGCAUUAAUCAGGGUUAAUCACAGCCGGAAUAACUAUUAAUACCGUUUUAAUAGACCCGCCUUUCCCUCUGCCAUCAUGGUUCUCCUUGGCAGCAGCGUUCGCAGCCGCCUGAGGGUGAAAACGUGGGUGAUGGGGAAGUUGGUAAUGACUCCGCUGUUUUUUCUCAUGACUUCUUUGGGCAACAGCUGUCCACCCCCGGUAUACACUGUAGUUGAUUGCAGGGAAACCCUGUACCUCGCCCCUUCUUUCUCUGCUGAUUUUGCACUUUUCUCUUUGCUCACCACCAAGUGUAAUCAAUAGCAAAGCACUGACAGUACAUAGCAGUAGUGAAAUCUGAAAUAACUAAGAAUUAAUCAGGUACUGCAGCCAUGGAUCUGGCUGGGUAAAAUCCAACUGGGGAUUUCAGUUUCAUUCACCUACCCUGUUUUGGUGGUUUUCUUUUUCUUUUUUCUUUUUCUUUUUUCCUUUCUUUGGGAAGCAACAUCACAAUUUUCCCUCCUUUUUACCUUUUCUAAAUCCCUUUUCUGAAAAGGGGGAAAAUCCGGAUGGAUUUCAAGGAUUGGACUGGUGUCAGCUGUGUUUUAUUGCACACCUAAAUCCUGAUGAUAGGUUUUUCAUUUCCCCUCAAUGCCUUUUAUUUUGGCAGGUUAGCCACAUGCGUUUUCCAGAAAGUUAGUUCCAAGUUUUUUCCUCCUCUUUCUUUCCUUCCCUUCCCUUUUCCCAUCUAACCCCCAAACAUUAGUGUCCAAACAUGACUGGACAGCAACUUUUGUUUCUUGACCCUGUGGUAUGACAGUCUGCUAAUAUUGCCAGAAGGUGCAUUUUGGGGGUUACAGUUGUGAUUUUAGCUAUUCAAUCAUAUUAGCAGGAAAAAAUGACUUGUUUCUGUUGUACUUGAGUCUUAAGAAAAAGUGCCCAUAGUUUAGCGACAAUUUCCAAAGGCUUUAGUACCACCUCUAUUUCAAAAUGGGGGACCCAAACUCCCGGAAGAAACAAGCUCUGAACAGACUCCGUGCUCAGCUUAGAAAGAAAAAGGAAUCUCUAGCUGACCAGUUUGACUUCAAGAUGUAUAUUGCCUUUGUGUUCAAGGAGAAGAAGAAAAAGUCAGCACUUUUCGAAGUGUCUGAGGUUAUACCAGUCAUGACAAAUAAUUAUGAAGAAAAUAUUCUGAAAGGCGUGCGAGAUUCCAGCUAUUCUUUGGAAAGUUCCAUAGAGCUUCUACAGAAGGAUGUGGUACAGCUCCAUGCUCCUCGAUACCAGUCUAUGAGAAGGGAUGUAAUUGGCUGUACUCAGGAGAUGGAUUUCAUUCUUUGGCCUCGGAAUGAUAUUGAGAAAAUUGUUUGUCUCCUGUUUUCUAGGUGGAAGGAAUCUGAUGAACCUUUUAGGCCUGUUCAGGCCAAAUUUGAAUUUCAUCACGGUGACUAUGAGAAACAGUUUCUGCAUGUACUGAGCCGCAAGGACAAGACAGGAAUUGUUGUCAACAAUCCUAACCAGUCAGUGUUUCUCUUCAUUGACAGACAGCAUUUGCAGACUCCAAAAAACAAAGCCACCAUCUUCAAGUUAUGCAGCAUCUGCCUCUACCUGCCACAGGAACAGCUCACCCACUGGGCAGUUGGCACCAUAGAGGAUCACCUCCGUCCUUACAUGCCAGAGUAAAUAAGAGCAUUGACCAGCAAAA